AUGAGAAUCAAUGAAUUUCUUCAUAUGAAUAAAGGUGAUGGGGAGCUCAGUUACGUUCAAAAUUCCUUUGACCAGAAUGGAGUGUGGCUAAUGAACCAACACUUAAUAGAGAGCACAAUACAAUAUCUAAUCUCUAAGGAUAAAGGCUUAAUUAAGGGCCUUAAUGUAGCUGAUUUGGGAUGUGGAGUGGGCCAUGUUCCAUUAGCUCUAGUAUCGUUGAUAACAGAAAUUAUGCAAAGGAAGUUCAAGGAAUUGAGGCUUGAUAGUGAACCCUCAUGCUUCUUGAUGGGUGUGCCUGGUUCUUAUUAUGACGUGCUAUUUCCUCGCAACAGUUUGCAUUUUGUUCAUUCUAAUUUCACUCUUCAUUGGCUAUCUAAGACACCGUGGCUUUUAGAUAACCAAGGUAUGUCAAUAAACAAGGGAAACAUUCAUAUAGUCGAAACAAGUCCCAAACCAGUUGUUGAAGCUUAUUGGGCUCAAUUUGAACCAGAUUUCAGCCAGUUUCUCAAAUGUCGCUCGAAAGAAGUGGUAACAAAUGGAUUUAUGCUAUUAACACUUACUGGUUCACCAUGCUCUACGGAUUCACUGAUUUGGACUCCGUGCGUGACCAAAAUAUUGAACGAGGCCCUUAUUUGUCUGAUUUCGGAGGGACUAAUCAAGGAAGAGAAGCUAGAUAGUUUUGAGUUCCCUAUGUAUUUGGCUAGCACAAAGCAACUGGAAAUCAUAGUGCAAAAGGAAGGGUCAUUUGCAGUUGAACAUUCAGAGACAACGGAACUUGAUGUUGCACCUGAAAUUGAAGACAAAUUGCAAAGACCUAAGAUACUUACGAAAGUCUUUAGAGCAUACUCAGAAUCGAUACUACCACACCAUUUUGGAGAAGAAAUUAUCACCGUUAUAUAUGAUAAGUUCACACAUUAUGCAUUCCAACAUUUGGUUCAAGAUAAAACCUUUGAGCACUAUGCUGUUACGGUAGUACUUGAACAAAAUUGCAAGGGUGUUGCCGUGUUUCUGGAUUUCGAGGCCUGA
Molecule: messenger RNA, 1026 nt
Organism: Chenopodium quinoa (quinoa)
Lineage: Eukaryota; Viridiplantae; Streptophyta; Magnoliopsida; Caryophyllales; Amaranthaceae
Product: caffeine synthase 1-like
Exons: 6
Coding region: 1-1026 (341 amino acids)
Biological process (GO): methylation
Molecular function (GO): S-adenosylmethionine-dependent methyltransferase activity
Source: RefSeq, a predicted model, not a curated record